Messenger RNA from Spodoptera littoralis (African cotton leafworm), 390 nucleotides. The record is from the annotation of a GenBank genome assembly. Lineage: Eukaryota; Metazoa; Arthropoda; Insecta; Lepidoptera; Noctuidae.
UUUAAUUUAUAAUUUACAUGCAUUUAUUUUAAUUAGGUAUAAGAUUAUUUACGUAUCAACUACUUUAAAAGUAGGUUCACUCCACUCAGUGCCUUUAGCCAAACGCCACUUUAGCGCUUGUCUACAAAGAGAGUAGAAAACUAAAUGUUUUGGUUUUCUAUUCUACAUGUAGACAAGCGCUAAAUGGCAUUUGGCUACAGCUCGUGGGUGCGUUUACAAACAUACAAGUUCACAUACACAAUGACACCCAGACCCGAAACAACAAUUUGUGGGUCACACAAAGUAUUGUUCCGUGCGGGAAUUGAACCCCCGACACGUUGCACGGUAGCCGGUUGCCCGGUCCAGUCAAACCAGUCAAAUCCAGUCAAAUUAUUUCUAUGUUACAAGUAA